AUGUCAAUCCGGACAGUAGGCGUGGUUGGAACCGGGGUGAUUGGAGCAUCUUGGACCGGUCUAUUCUUGGCUCAUGGCUUGAAGGUCAUUGUAUCCGAUCCUGCGCCGGGGGCCGAACGCGGGCUUGCAGACUAUCUUCACAGUAUCUGGCCAACCUUGGAGAGGCAGAAGAUAUCUCCCCACGCGUCAUUGACCAACUAUCGCUUUGUGGGAGCUAAUUUUAAGGAUCACUUUGCCAACGUUGACUUUGUCCAAGAGAAUGCACCAGAACGACUCGAGCUAAAGACCAAGCUAUUCGCAGAACUUGAUGCGGCGACCCGUCCGGAUGUCGUUAUUGCUUCUUCGUCGUCCGGGAUACCUAGUUCUCGAUUCAUAUCAGAAUGCGCGAUCAAUCCUGCCCGCGUGCUUAUCGGACAUCCUUUUAACCCUCCACAUUUAAUGCCACUCGUCGAAGUUGUCCCUCAUCCUAAGACAGCAGCUUCAAUCACAGAAGCGGCCAAGUCAUUCUACAAGUCUGUGGGCCGAAAUCCUGUGCACAUUCGUGAGGAGCUGCCGGGAUUCGCCGCCAACCGUCUCCAGGUAGCGCUUCUCAAUGAAGCUUAUAGUCUUGUGAGCCGUGGUAUUAUCUCGGCUGAAGAUUUAGAUACGUGUGUGACUAAUAGUCUUGGGCCGCGAUGGGCUGCCACUGGUCCCCUUUUGUCCAACGCGAUGGGAGGCGGAGGCGGUACCGACGGCUUGAAACACGCUUUGGAACACCUUGGUCCGGCAUCUCGAUCUUGGCUUGAGGAUAUGAAAGCUCAUGCAUUCACAUGGACGCCUAAAGAGCUUGACGCACUGAGUGCCAGUGUUUCUGAAGAGCUACGUGGAAAGGAUACCAAAGACCUAGAACGACAGCGGGAUGAUCUGCUCGUUGAGAUCCUCAGUCUAAAGAAGUAA
Trichoderma atroviride IMI 206040 is the source of this 936-nucleotide messenger RNA. RefSeq lists its product as uncharacterized. The record is from RefSeq and is a predicted model, not a curated record. NCBI's taxonomy places the organism in Eukaryota, Fungi, Ascomycota, Sordariomycetes, Hypocreales, Hypocreaceae. Gene Ontology annotation, biological process: fatty acid metabolic process. Gene Ontology annotation, molecular function: NAD+ binding; L-gulonate 3-dehydrogenase activity.